CGAAGAUAUGGCCAUGGGAAAUCGGGGCGGAAAUCCAAAUCAUCGACCCUAAAUAGGGAAAAUCAAAUAAAAUACAAGUAGGGUUUUGGGGAUCACUCUCACUCAGUAAGGAUUAGCGUUACUUGUGCGUUGUUCUUCAGCAAGCAUCCAACUUUUUCGGAUUCCAAACUUCAAUCCGCAGUCGGAAGAAGAGAAAGAUGCUGGACAUCAAUCUGUUCAGAGAGGAGAAGGGCCACAACCCCGAAAUAAUCCGGGAAUCUCAACGACGACGUUUCAAAGGCGUCGAGAUCGUCGACGAGGUCAUCCAGCUCGACAAAGAAUGGCGACAGCGUCAAUUCGAGCUCGAGAGCCUUCGGAAAGAGUUCAACAAGAUCAACAAGCGAGUUGCUCAGCUGAGGAUUGCAGGAGAGGAUGCAACUGAGGUGAUUAAAGACACAGAGGAAAAUAAAAGGUUGGCAGCAGAGAAAGAAGUUGAAGUGCGAGAAGCUUUAACACAGUUGAAUUCAAAACUGGACAUCAUUGGAAACCUUGUGCAUGAUUCAGUUCCCUUUAGCAAUGAUGAGGAAAAUAAUGCUGUGAUUAGAUCAUGGGGUGACAAACGAGUGGAGCCAAAACUCAAAAACCAUGUUGAACUUGUUGAGCUUCUUGGGAUCGCAGACUUGAAGAAAGGCGCUGAAGUGGCAGGAGGUAGAGGUUUUUACCUGAAAGGUGUUGGUGUACGCCUUAAUCAAGCUCUGAUAAACUUUGGUCUUGAUUUUCUUGAGAAAAGGGGAUAUACAGAACUGCAUACCCCAUUUUUCAUGAGAAAAGAUAUCAUGGGAAAAUGUGCUCAAUUAGCACAAUUUGAUGAGGAACUUUACAAGGUUACCGGUGAAGGUGAUGACAAAUAUCUGAUUGCUACAUCUGAACAGCCACUUUGUGCAUAUCAUAUAGAUGAUUGGAUCCAUCCAUCCCAGCUACCCUUAAGAUAUGCGGGAUAUUCAUCUUGUUUUCGUAAAGAAGCUGGUUCACACGGUCGAGAUACCUUGGGAAUUUUUAGGGUUCAUCAGUUUGAGAAAGUUGAACAGUUCUGUAUUACAACCCCAAAUGGCAAUGAUUCUUGGGAAAUGCACGAGGAAAUGAUAAAAAACUCUGAGGAAUUUUAUCAAGCGUUAGGGCUCCCCUAUCAUAUUGUGUCCAUCGUUUCUGGUGCUUUGAAUGAUGCCGCAGCAAAGAAGUAUGAUCUGGAAGGAUGGUUUCCUGCAUCUCAGACAUAUAGAGAGCUGGUUUCUUGUUCAAACUGUACGGACUACCAGUCAAGAAAGUUAGAAAUUCGAUAUGGGCAGAAAAAGAGCAACGAGCAGACAAAGCAAUAUGUUCACUUAUUGAACUCAACUCUUACUGCGACAGAGAGAACCAUGUGCUGCAUUCUCGAGAACUACCAGACCGAAGAGGGUGUAAAUGUACCAAAAGUUCUUCAACCUUUCAUGGGUGGAAAGGAGUUCCUACCGUUCAAGGAGAAACCGGUCCCUGAAGUCAAAGGGGUUCACCACCCCGUUCGUUUGAUGGGUUGUCAAGAAUUCAGGUCAUCGUCGAUCCUCGAAGUGUUUGAAAAGCCGUUCUUCAACUUUGUCCGGGGAUUUGGGUUAAAAAAAAUGACCAUGAUGUUGAAAUGACAUGAAAUCAACUUUCUUUUCCAGUCACUUUUUACCUUAACCCUUGGUUUUGAGCUCACAAAUUGGAAAUUUUGCUUUGUAUGGGGAUAAAUCUUGAAAUCUUAAUGAAGCUUCAAUUUUUUUAGAUGAAC
Molecule: messenger RNA, 1786 nt
Organism: Malus domestica (apple)
Lineage: Eukaryota; Viridiplantae; Streptophyta; Magnoliopsida; Rosales; Rosaceae
Source: RefSeq, a predicted model, not a curated record